Megalobrama amblycephala (Wuchang bream) is the source of this 1650-nucleotide messenger RNA. RefSeq names its product interferon induced protein 44b (gene ifi44b). The transcript is spliced from 8 exons. The record is from RefSeq and is a predicted model, not a curated record. NCBI's taxonomy places the organism in Eukaryota, Metazoa, Chordata, Actinopteri, Cypriniformes, Xenocyprididae. Bases 122 to 1015 code for a protein of 297 amino acids.
GGGGUGUGGUUUGCAAAAAAGAAAUUACAAGAGGAACACCAACACCCUGUGUGAAUAAACCAUCAGAGAAAUUCCACAGCGCUGUGAAUGUAUCCACUGUCAGGACAAAGACGUUGUUAAGAUGGGAUCCAGUAAUUCUUCACCACCUCCUCCUCCAGAGUAUGACAGGCCAUGGAGAUCAAUAAACUGGAGUGAAGAUGGACAAAAACUUUUGAAAACAGUAACCAACUUCCAACCUGGCAACCAAGAAGUCAACCCUCUCCGAAUUCUUCUGCAUGGACCAGUAGGUGCUGGAAAAUCAAGCUUCUUCAACUCUGUGAAUAGUGCUCUCCAGGGUUACAUCACUACCAGAGCCCUGGCAAAUUCAUCAUUAAAUGCUGAAAAAACGUUCACUGUGCAGUGCAAAACAUACAAAGUCAAGAAUGAGAGGGCUGGCUCCUUCCUUCCUUUCGCGUUCACUGACAUCGCCGGUAUGGACAAAAAGUUUGGAAUAAAGACUGAUGACAUCAUCCAGUUAUUAAAUGGUCACAUCAACGAUGGUUAUACUUUUAACCCAGUAAAACCAAUUACUGAUGAAGACCCAAAGUACAACAACAAUCCCAUUCUGAAAGACAAGAUUCACUGUCUGGUGGCUGUUCUUCCUGCUAACACUGUUUCUAUGAUUAAUGAGGAAAUGAUUUGGCAAAUGAGAGAAGUUCGGGAGAAAGCACGAGACUUGGGCAUUCCUCAAGCCAUAGUCAUGACCAAGGUGGAUGAAGCGUGUCCACUAGUUAAAAAAGACCUUAAGAAGAUCUACACAAGCAAAAAAAUAAAACAGAAGAUGGAGGAGUGUUCUAACAAACUGGGAGUUCCUGUGAGCUGCAUUUAUCCUGUGAAAAACUACCAUGAGGAAAAUAAUACAAACACAACAGCAGACAUUCUGAUUUUAGAUGCACUGAAAAAUAUUCUCAACUUUGCCAAUGACUAUGUGGAGGACCAAGUGUUAAGAAAUGCGACUGUCCAAGUGGACAGUUAAACUGUCAAACUAUCCAAGUGGACCGUUAAAAUCAGAGGUGGGCAGAGUAUCCAAAAACUGUACUCAGGUAAAAGUACAAGUAGCCUACUUCUAGAAAUAUUUACUCAAAGUAAAAGUGAAAGUAAUAUUCGUGUACUGCUACAUUUGAAAGAUGAAAGAGAGAAAACUCUUUAGCCUACAUGUGCUUGCGCUCAUAACCGCUGAACUGACCACAAACAAUCCUCAAAUGCAAACUGACAGAUGCAUAUGCAGAUUUUCUUUUAUUUGACUGUAUAGGUCCAGCUGCCACUUCAUUCAAGCUUCUGAGUGAGAAACCGCUUCAGACGAUUCAGUGCGUGCAGGGAACUGAACAAAUCAUUCAAACUGAUUCGCGAACCAAUUUAAACCGUUUUGCCAACUUGUUUGAUCAACCCUGCAUCCCAAUGUGCAUACUAUCCACCCUAUCUGCCCUAAAUAGUAUUGAAAAUUACUAAUGUCACAUACUAUUUAGGAUGGAUAGUAUGCAUUGAGACGCAGACCAAGUCUUUUAACAGAAUUGACUCAAAAGAGUUAUUCAUUUGUGAAUGGGGCAUCAUACAUCUUAACAUGUAGCCUUCAGUAUUGCAUUAAAAUAAAGUAACGAGAGGUACCAAAAA